ACUGCAGUAAAAGCGAUGACUGUACCUGCUCAGGCAGGCGAUCGCGCGGCCCCGGCAGUCCACAUCGCGACCGCACGGGAAUCGCACGCGCAUAAUUUACGGAUACCGGCCAGUUUGACAGUUACAUACCAUGUCGAGCAACGAAGGACCCGCGGUUUGCGCUAGUUGCAAUGCUACCAUCAGUGGAAGGAUCGUAACGGCGCUGGACAAGAAAUGGCACCCCGAGCACUUUCAGUGCCACACGUGCCGCAAGCCGAUCGACGGCGCCAAGUUCCACCAGCACGACGGCGCCGUGCACUGCGUGCCGUGCUUCACGCAUCACCACAGCCCGCGCUGCCACGGCUGUGGGGAGCCCAUCACUGACCGUGUGAUCCAAGCCCUGGGUGUAUCGUGGCACGCCAACCAUUUCGUGUGCGGCGGGUGCAGGAAAGAGCUCGGUGGUGGCGGUUUCAUGGAGCAGGCUGGCCGUCCGUACUGCUCUGAUUGCUACGCUAACAAGUUCGCGGCGCGUUGUGCAGGCUGCUCCAAGCCCAUCACUGACAAGGCGAUCAUCGCUCUGGACGCCAAGUGGCACCGCGAGUGCUUCACUUGCAACAAAUGCAGGAACCCCGUGACCGACUCCACAUUCUCCGUAAUGGACAACAAGCCCCUCUGCGGCAAAUGCGCCUAAACGUCAUCCCGAACACAAGCAAAAGUUCACCUAACUGUACUAAUGUUAAGGCCUAAUUUAUACAGCCCACCAAAUACAUACAAAUUCAGAAUGCUAUUUAGAGGCCAUAAUUGUAUCACAAUUUUGCUGUAAUUCAAGCACCUACUUGAAGCCUUAGUAAUACAGUUGAAAAUACAAAAAAAAAAACAGGCAUAUAAUUUUAAAUUAGAAAUAAUGAAGCAUAAGCUUGUUUAAAUGUCAGUGUUAAGAUAUAGUGCCUAUUCUAAGUGGCAAUAUUUCUAAAAUAAGAGCAAUGCGAGUGUUUUACAAAGACACGCGCUGAGUAUAGGAAAAUCACAUUGCACUUUUUAGACGGCAUGAUGUCUCUUUCACAUUUAGUGAAAUGUUACCCUUGUAUUGGUUAGUGGUACCAAUUAAAAUCAAACAAGGCUUGAGUCAUCAAGUCUUAUUUUGAUAAAAUAAAUUUCCAAUGAGAUUCGUUUAAAGCAAACUUUACUUAUUAAUUAUUUAACUUUAAAUUAUUGUAAUAAGAGGAAGCACAAAUAUUUAAUACUAUUAUUAAAAUAAAUAAAGACAAUUUGUAGUAAGAUAUUGUAGUGUAGUUUUGACAAGCUGGUAUCCGUUUUACAUUUAUAACAAAAAUAGACCAAAGUGUGCAAAACGUAAAAUUAAAUUUUGUAUAGCUUGUUAAAGUUAUGCUCCCACAUUGAACGUAUAAGUGAUUCAAUAAUAGUCAACCUAAAAGGGCUACCUGUAAGGUAUUUAUUUAUUUCGUAUGUAUUUUUAUAUCCAGAGAGCUAUAUUCAAUAAGCUAUUCUUCAUUUUCAAUAAACUAUUUUUGUUUA
Molecule: messenger RNA, 1515 nt
Organism: Cydia pomonella (codling moth)
Lineage: Eukaryota; Metazoa; Arthropoda; Insecta; Lepidoptera; Tortricidae
Product: transforming growth factor beta-1-induced transcript 1 protein
Exons: 6
Coding region: 131-670 (179 amino acids)
Cellular component (GO): nucleus; Z disc
Molecular function (GO): transcription coregulator activity
Source: RefSeq, a predicted model, not a curated record